AUGCCGAUAUUCCUUUCGCCAGCUCUUGACAACGACAGUUGUCAGUACAAUUAUUGGUUGAACCUCCUUUAUAUCGACAAUAUUGUUGAUACGGCUCAUAUAUGUUACGUAAUUUCUUGGUAUUUGGCUACAGACCUCCAAAUUUAUUUAUUUACACCAAUUUUGUUGCUUUCAUUUGCCAAUUUUGGAGCUGUCAAAGGCUUCAUAACAGCCUCAAUCGUCUUUUUAAUUUCCACUGGCUUCAAUGCGUUUCAAAUGCUUGCUUGGCAUUUUCCACCAACUCAAUACCAAUUUGGACCAAAAGAUUCAAGAUAUAACAGUCAAAAACGCUACGAUCUUUGGAAUUACUACAAUCCUCUGAUUCGAUGCCAAAUUUAUGUAAUGGGAUUUGUUUGGAUUGAUCGCUUAUUGUGGGUAAUAUCGUUGAGUUCAAUGCUUUUUGUUAUAAUGAUUCUUCAAAACUACACUAGUGGAAAUCUCUGGACACCUAUGGAAAACAUGAUGUACAGUUGUUUCAGUCGCGUUGUUUGGGGUCUUGCUUUAAGUUGGGUAAUCUUCUCAACAUAUUGUAGGAAAGGAAUCAUCAAUGAUUUUAUGAGUCUUCCAAUAUGGACACCUCUCGCGAGAUUGUCGUUCUGCGCAUAUUUGAUUCAUAUAAUGGUUGUCGCUUAUUUCUUCGGAAAAACGUAUUCAGAAAUUUACUUUACAACGUUGCCAUUAUUUUUCGUCGAGACUGUUAUUCCAAUAACCGUGAUCACGUUCGCAAUUGCUACACUUUGGUCUGCCAUGUUUGAACUCCCAUUUGCCAAGGUAUAA
Messenger RNA from Caenorhabditis bovis, 816 nucleotides. Lineage: Eukaryota; Metazoa; Nematoda; Chromadorea; Rhabditida; Rhabditidae. The record is from the annotation of a GenBank genome assembly.